This is a messenger RNA of Populus nigra (black poplar), 691 nucleotides long. RefSeq names its product protein DELETION OF SUV3 SUPPRESSOR 1(I)-like. Bases 110 to 331 code for a protein of 73 amino acids. NCBI's taxonomy places the organism in Eukaryota, Viridiplantae, Streptophyta, Magnoliopsida, Malpighiales, Salicaceae. Gene Ontology annotation, biological process: double-strand break repair via homologous recombination; mRNA export from nucleus; proteasome assembly. The record is from RefSeq and is a predicted model, not a curated record. The transcript has 2 exons. Gene Ontology annotation, cellular component: proteasome regulatory particle, lid subcomplex; proteasome complex.
CAACUUUCACUCCGUAGAAAAUCCUCCCUCAUUCCAAGUUAGGGUUUCUCUCAGAUCUCUCUCUCUCUUAAACUGCAAAAAAUCUGUUUUCAAUUUAGCAUCAGUAAGAAUGGCAACUGAAACGAAACCAGCAACUGAGGAUGUGAAGAUUGACUUGUUCGAGGACGACGAUGAAUUUGAAGAAUUUGAAAUCAAUGGAGAGUGGGAAGUGAAGGAGGAAGGGAAAGAAGCGACACAGCAGUGGGAGGAUGAUUGGGAUGAUGAUGAUGUCAAUGACGACUUCUCACUGCAGCUAAGGAAGGAAUUGGAGAACAAUACACAGAAGAACUGAGCUGUUUCUAGAACAUGUCAAUAUAGUAUCUCAAAUGUUGGUUUGUGUUUGAUCUUGAGAUUGUUUUCUAUAUCUUUAGUAUGGAAACAAAUGCAUGAACUAUCAAGAUCAGAAGCUGAGUACAAAAUUUUAAGCUCCAGGGCUUAAAUUUUGUGUUUGACUGAUGUGGAAGUUGGAUCUUGUGUGUUAGGAAUUUGUAUUUGAUGAAUUGCUUAUUUCAGAAUUAUUCUGGUAUUAUAGUUUUUAUGUUUAGGGAUAGCAUAGUAGUAUCCCUUCCCCUUAUGAUUCCAUGUCAUGAUGUUAGGGCACACUUACUGUUCCAUUAUCAUAAAAUUAUGAAUCACCUGCAGUUUGGAAUUA